GUGCUACCUAUCUAAGAGAUGGGGAACAUACGUAUGCCAACAUGAACAGGACAGAACUCAAACAGCGGAAGGCAGGGAUUGAGGAUGUCCAUUAGUUAUCCUAGAUGAAGGGGUUACGCCUGAAACGCGUUGGAUUACACACUAAGGAGACCCUACUGUGCACUGAAUUUGGAAAAUCAGACUGUGCAACACGGACGGGGAACUAGCAGCCAGCCAGCCGCUAAUCACAGCCGCCAGCCGGCCGCCAGCCGCCUAGCCGCUAAUUAAAAAAGCGGCCAGCCGUCAGCCGUCUACCUAAUAACAGUGAGGAGCAAACACCGUGUACUACGGGUGCCGGGACCGCUGUUUAAAGCAAGGACGAACAGGGUCAUGUAUCCUGGCAAGAAAAAACUGAAGCUCAUUAUACUGGUCCUAGCAGUUCUUCUAAUCCUGAUGUUCUGUAUUGUGAUCAUUCUUACAAGCCUAUUGAUUAUUUACAAGACUGAGAUGACUGAAAACGAAUCACAAUAUAAUGAGCGAUCUUGUGACAGCGGCUGGCUGCAGUUUGAGGACAGUUGCUAUCUCUUAACUUCAUCUAGAAGCAACUGGACAACAGCUCAAAGUGCAUGCGAAAGGUUGCAAAGUAACCUGGCUAUAAUAACCAGUCGGAAGGAGCAGGUAUUCUUGAACUAUCAAAUGAGUGAAAGACAUUAUUGGAUUGGUCUGACUGAUGUGGAAACUGAAAACAAGUUUAAAUGGGUUGAUGGAACAACAUUAUCAUUAACAUCUUUUAGCAACUGGGGGAAUGGAAACCCAGAUAAUAAAAAUGAUGAAGACUGUGUUCAACUGAGGGACUGUGGAAGAUGGAAUGAUGCGCAAUGCUCUGGUGUAAACUACGCCAUCUGUGAGAAGAGCCUCUAAACGGAAAAACAAUGCUAAUGUAUAAAAGGAUUUUCCCUGAAACGGAACCAUUAUCACAGCAUUGAUCUGUUUUGUGAAACUUCAUCCAACACUAUUAUUAGGCCGUAAUCUGUUCUGUAAAUGUGCACGUUAGAUUGUACUUUUUUUCUGUUUUAUGUUUGAGCCAGCCCUUAUCCCAAACUUUUCUGUAGCCAUUCUCAAUCCUUAGCGGGAGAUUUAUCAAAGAGAUAAAGUGGAGAGAGAGACAUUACCAACUAAUCUGCUUCUGUCAUUUUUCAAACACAACCUGUAAAAUGAAAGAAGAUGAUUGGUUGUUAUCUCUCUUUAAGCUUUGAUAAAUCUUCCCCUGUGUCAGAAAAGUCAGCCAGUACAAGGUGAGAUAAGUGGUCACUGGGGUUGUAUCACUACUAGGUUUCUUUGCACUAGUGGAUCAAAGGAUAAAAAUAUGAACCAGUAAA
Pseudophryne corroboree (corroboree frog) is the source of this 1358-nucleotide messenger RNA. RefSeq names its product CD209 antigen-like protein C. Bases 370 to 900 code for a protein of 176 amino acids. The record is from RefSeq and is a predicted model, not a curated record. The transcript has 7 exons. NCBI's taxonomy places the organism in Eukaryota, Metazoa, Chordata, Amphibia, Anura, Myobatrachidae. Gene Ontology annotation, molecular function: signaling receptor activity.